This is a messenger RNA of Talaromyces proteolyticus, 249 nucleotides long. RefSeq lists its product as uncharacterized. NCBI's taxonomy places the organism in Eukaryota, Fungi, Ascomycota, Eurotiomycetes, Eurotiales, Trichocomaceae. The transcript is spliced from 2 exons. The coding region runs from base 1 to 249 and encodes 82 amino acids. The record is from RefSeq and is a predicted model, not a curated record.
AUGGCUGGGGAAAAAAAGAAUAGCGACAUUUUGAAUAUUACUCCUGCGGUUGAUGGGGCUAGUGAUCCGAGUACAUGCAAACGAACCGUGCAUCCCGACAAGAUGGUCUUUUUUGACAACUCGGGGGAGCGACAUGAAAUUUAUCUUCCAAAGGAAACCUAUCAGAGGGCUGUUGACCUUUCCCAAGCGAAGAAUUGGGAUGAACUCUCUAAAUUUCCCACAUAUGCCGGCCAAGGAUACAAAGAAUAG